This is a messenger RNA of Closterium sp. Yama58-4, 594 nucleotides long. NCBI's taxonomy places the organism in Eukaryota, Viridiplantae, Streptophyta, Zygnematophyceae, Desmidiales, Closteriaceae. The record is from the annotation of a GenBank genome assembly.
AUGACCCCCACUGAAUGUGUUGAGGGUGAGUCUCCACUCUCUCCCCUCCCCAGUCGCCCCAUUCUCUCCUCUCCCCUCUCGCCCCAUUCUCUCCCCUCCCCACUCGCCCCAUUCUCUCCUCUCCCCUCUCGCCCCAUUCUCUCCUCUCCCCUCUCGCCCCAUUCUCUCCUCUCCCCUCUCGCCCAAUUCUCUCCUCUCCCCUCUCGCCCCAUGCUCUCCUCUCCCCUCUCGCCCCAUUCUCUCCUCUCCCCUCUCGCCCCAUGCUCUCCUCUCCCCUCUCGCCCCAUUCUCUCCUCUCCCCUCUCGCCCCAUUCUCUCCUCUCCCCUCUCGCCCCAUUCUCUCCUCUCCCCUCUCGCCCCAUUCUCUCCUCUCCCCUCUCGCCCCAUUCUCUCCUCUCCCCACUCGCCCCACUCCCUUCUCUCGCCACUCACCACCCUCUGUCGUCCCCACCUCGCGUCACUCUCUCCUCUCCCCGCUCGCCAUUCCCCCAUACUUCACCUUAUCUCGCUCUGCCAAGCUUAAUGACGCCAAGUAAAGUCGGGCUAGACUUGGCCGGCGCCAAGCCUUCCCCGUCGUGCGGUGUUUCUAUAUGA